GCGGCGGCCGCAGGAGGAGGAGGAGCGGGAGCGAGAGCCAGGAGGAGGAGCAGCAGCGGCGGGGGCUCCCCCUGCAGCCCGGCCGGGUUCCUGUGAUACACCUACCCCAAUGGUAUCAGCAUGUCUUCUGGGCUUGGUGAUAAAAAACAUUAGAAAACAAGACUAGCAUCUGUCAAAUGGGGUUCCCUCUCCAUUUCUCUCUACACACUUUUCCUUUCAGGGGAGAAGAAGCGAAGAAUAGUAUGAAAAGUGCAAAAUGUUUCAAAUUCCUGUUCAAAACCUUGAUAAUGUAAGGAAGGCUCGAAAAAAGGUGAAGGACAUUCUUGUGGAUCUUGGGCUUGACAGCUGCAGGGAAUUGUUGAAGAAUCUUAAAAGUUUUGAUGCAGGUGAAAACUACUUUUGUAACACUUCAUGGAGUGAUGUCUCUCCUUGGGAACCUGUGGGCAAAAGGAAGAGAUACAGAACAAAGCCGUACUGCUGUGGCUUGUGCAAGUUCUCAUCCAAAUUGCUUACUUCUUUCAAGAAUCACUUGCAUCGUUACCAUGAGGAUGAAAUGGACCAAGAGAUGGUGGUUUCUUGCCCAAAAUGUGCAUUUUCUUCUCGGCCCAGAGUAGUGGGAGAACACUACUGGAUGUUUCAUUCAUUUAAUAAACGAAUACAGAACUAUACAGUCAGCAUUUUGGAUGGCAUGAAACAGUUUAGAAGUGACAUCAUAAACUUCACGUGUCUAAAAUGUCAAUUCACAGACACCUUGUAUUACAAUAUGAAGAAACAUGUGCUGAUGAACCAUUUUGAAAACUUACUAAGUGCAUAUUUUGGCGAGAAAUGUGAUGAAAGUACACUGAAUUCAGUUGAGUUCUACUGUAAAAAAUGCAAUGCUCCUGCCAACAGCCCAGAUUCUUUAAUAUACCAUGUCUUGACAGCUGAAACACACAGAGACCUGGAGAACAAACUUCGAUCUCUGAUUUCGGAACACAUUAGGAAACCUGGACUUGUGAAACAAAUGCAUAUUGCUCCAAAGCCUGUCCCAGGUGUAGCAGCAGCUGCCCCAUCUACAGGGCCUCUUGUUGUCCCAGCAGGUUCUGUGAGAGCUCCAUCGUGCAUCCAGGUUGCAUUUCCACAGAAUAAUCAAAACCAGAGCAUGGUGCACACACAAGCAGUUCAGAACACAGUUGGACCAGUGACUGUCCCAAGUGCCUCUGGCAGCCUCCCAAAAACUGCCUGUGCUCCUGCUACUCCAUCCUCGCAGGUUGCUCUUGUGCCCAGCAAUCCUCCUGUGGCUCAGAACAACCUGGGUAUUCAGCCGUCACCUUCGCAGGCUGUCCUUGUUUCUCAUGGGCUCCGUCUUAAUCAUUCUGUUGGGAACAUAAAUAGAGCUGUGGCCCCUGCGGUUCUUCCUCUUAAUCAGCCCGUCAGGCCUGGGCUCUUUCCUGUUAAUCAAACAAUUGGGACUAUAAACAGUCUGGUUCCAGCUGGAACGCUCCCUGCUACUCAGCCUGUCGGCCCUGUGAAUCAACCAGUUGCUCCAGGAGUUCUGUCUGUUACCCAGUCUCUUGGGAACAUGAACAGACCUGUGGAUCCCAGGGUCCUUCCUGUGACGCAGACAGUUGGGUCCGGUCUUCUCCAGCUUAACCAGCCUCUUGCCCCUGGGGUGGUUCCUGUCAGACAGCCUGUUGGACCUGGGUUCCUUCAGCUUAAUCAACCUGUUGCGCCAGCGCUUAUCCCAGUAAAUCAGCCUGUUCAGCCUCCGGUUUCUCAAAGCACGGCUUUUUUGACUGCGGGCUCUAUAUUGAGGCAGUUGAUCCCCACUGGCAAGCAGGUUAAUGGGAUACCUACUUUCACACUGGCCCCCGUCUCUGUUACUUUGCCUGUACCUCCCGGUGGUGGAGUAGCGACCGUGACACCUCCACAGGUGCCCAUCCAGCUCGUGCAGACCGGGUCAGUGGCUCAGCUGUCCCAGUCGCCAGCCAAUGCUCCCUCUCCUCCUGUGGUUCUGACCUCUGACAAUGUAUCCUUGCAGACCUCCCCGCCUGCUCCUGAAACAAGCCAGGCUGUCAGACAGGCCAAACAGUGGAAGACCUGCCCUGUUUGCAAUGAGCUUUUCCCCUCAAAUGUCUACGAGGUGCACAUGGAGGUGGCCCACAAACCACUUGAAGUAAAAGUGGAAGCCCCAGAACCUCACAAACUUGCAGCUUGCGCAUCAUUUCUGAGGAUGACAGAAAAGGCGAUCCGGUGUAACGCUUGUAAGUGUUUUCUCUGUGAGGAGGAGCUCAUGAAGCAUAUCUUCAUGCAUGGCUUAUCUUGCUUGUUUUGCACAGGUACUUUCUAUGACUUAAAAAGCCUCGUGGAGCACAACAAAACUGCACACAAUGGGAGAAAGGAGUUGCAUGCGAGUUACAGGAACAGAGGAAUUCAGCUAGGUAAUGAUGCUCAGGGUGGCCUUUUGUUCCCACACUUUGAUUUCAACACAGUGCUACCAGAUGAAGACAUGGGUGAAAGAGAAGUACAUUUGGCAGUGCUUGUUGGAAUAUAUUCAACAGUUCUUGUCCCUGUUUACAUCAAAGUGAAACCUCAGACAGCACAAGUGAACAGGAGAUGCACCAGAAAAAUGUUCACCUGUCCCUUUUGCUUAGGUACGUUUGCUGGUAGAGAGACCUAUGAAAAGCAUUUGAAAGAGAGGCAUCAUAUAAUGCCGACUGUGCAUACGAUCUUAAAGUCUCCUGCUUUCAAGUGCAUCCACUGUUGUGGUGUGUACACUGGAAAUAUGACUCUGACAGCUAUUGCUGUACAUUUGCUCCGUUGUAGAAGUGCUCCCAAAGACAGCAACUCGAGCCUGAAGAUGCAGCUUGAGCGUACUGAGAGGAAAGAGCUGCUGUUUGUGAAUGGUGAGAAGCAUCUUUCUGUGGUACUGAAAAGAAAGCAAUCAGAUUCCUGCUUUGUUGCAGAAGACCAAAGGAAUAAGGAACAGCAGCCUCUGAGCUUAAGUACUGGCAUAGCUCUGUCUGCAGAGAAUGAAGUAAAUUCAGGGGUAGUGCCUUUUAAACGACAAAAGAUUAGGACUGAGUUGAGAAAACUUCCUUCUAGUGAGGAUCUCCGCUUUCUAGCAGUAGAUCCUAAUCGGUAUGAUCACAAUUCAUAUGAGGCACAGAAACAGUUUUUGUCAGACUACUUUCACAAGAGGCCAUAUCCUUCUAAAAAAGAGGUGGAAUUACUUUCCUUGCUGCUAUAUGCGUGGAAAAUUGAUGUUGCAUCAUUCUUUGGAAAAAUGAGAAAUACAUGCUUAAAGGCAAUAAAACAUCACAAACCAUCUGUGCUGCUGGGUUUCAGUAUGUCUGAACUGAAAAGCAUUAAGCACAGUUUGAAUUUAAAAGAUGGACCAUUGGAUAUGUAACCCAGCUUUUUAUAAUAGCUAAAAGCAAUCCAUAAUUGCAUACUUAUAAUUUAGCAGUUUAUUAUAUUGUUUGUUUUAAUUUGCAGACUGGCCUGUUGAAGGGUGCAGUAAUACAAAAAGUAUCGUUCACUUGUGACUGUUAUUGUGAAAGGCACACGUAGUUGUGUAUUUUAAAAGCUAAAACCUUCAGACUUAAACAUCUGGAAUUUGUUUUAGCUUUUUCCCUUUCCUGGGGGUAGUGUUGUGGGGAUUUUUUUUUUUUUUCUUGUUUGAUUUGGGGGUUUUUUUUGU
Zonotrichia albicollis (white-throated sparrow) is the source of this 3682-nucleotide messenger RNA. It is a transcript of the gene ADNP2, whose product is annotated as ADNP homeobox 2. The record is from RefSeq and is a predicted model, not a curated record. Gene Ontology annotation, molecular function: DNA binding. Gene Ontology annotation, cellular component: nucleus. Gene Ontology annotation, biological process: regulation of gene expression. Lineage: Eukaryota; Metazoa; Chordata; Aves; Passeriformes; Passerellidae.